Messenger RNA from Centropristis striata (black sea bass), 965 nucleotides. RefSeq names its product phosphoribosyl transferase domain containing 1a (gene prtfdc1a). The coding region runs from base 112 to 774 and encodes 220 amino acids. NCBI's taxonomy places the organism in Eukaryota, Metazoa, Chordata, Actinopteri, Perciformes, Serranidae. The transcript has 10 exons. The record is from RefSeq and is a predicted model, not a curated record. Gene Ontology annotation, biological process: guanine salvage; GMP salvage; hypoxanthine metabolic process. Gene Ontology annotation, molecular function: hypoxanthine phosphoribosyltransferase activity; magnesium ion binding.
CUCCAUGUCUUCUCCAGAACAUCGUCAUCAACAUCAACAACAGGUCACUGCUACCUGCAUCUGAUUCUGAAUCAGUAAAUACCCAGUAAAUACUGUUUUCAUCUCCUACAAAUGGACAACGCCGGGGUGAAAAGAGGAAUUGUGAUAAAAGAUGACUGGCCAGGAUACAGUUUGAACUUGUUCACUUACCCUGAACACUACCAUGAAGACAUAGAGAGUGUUUACAUUCCUCAUGGGGUAAUCAUGAACAGGGUGGAGCGUCUGGCCCGCUACGUUAUGGACGACUUCGGUGACAACAACAUAAUGGUGCUGUGCGUCUUGAAGGGAGGCUACAAGUUCUGUGCAGACCUGGUGGAGUUCAUCAAGGUCCUCGGACGCAACUCCAACAAGUACCUGGAGACUCGGGUGGAGUUCAUCCGUCUGAAGAGCUACCUGAAUGACCAAUCAACAGAGGAGCUGCACAUCAUAGGAAGCCGAGAUCUGUCAUUCCUGCGUGGAAAGUGUGUUCUCAUUGUUGAGGCCAUCGUUGACACAGGAAAGACCAUGAAGGCCCUUCUGAAGCAUGUGGAGACCUUUGAACCCAAGAUGGUCAAGGUCGCAGGUCUGUUGGUGAAGAGGGUCCCGAACAUGGCUGAAGGUCUAACAGACUAUGUUGGAUUUGAAAUCCCCAACCACUUCGUUGUUGGCUAUGCUUUGGACUACAAUGAAUACUUCCGUGACCUGAAUCAUAUCUGUGUCAUCAGCAAGACUGGGAAGAUGAAGUACAAGGUUUGAGAUAUGAUGCAAAGUUUUUAUGAACAGCACAAAACUAAUUUCUGUAACAGUCAGCCAAUGCUUUACUUCAGUGUUUUUAUAUACAUGUAACUUUUUUUAAACUUUUGUAAGUGCUUUAAAUUGAAAGAACAUUAUUCCUCUCAAAGCAGGCAAUCGUAACCAUCCAAAAUGUCUUUAUAAAAUGCCUUUCA